GUCAGCAGGAAGUUCGACUUACCAAAUCUGGGAAAUGAAAUGCCGGUAGCUAGACUAACUUGCACGCUAUCAAACACUCUAGUGUAAAGCUUUGAUGUUAGGGCUUCUAUAUAUGUAAUUACCUCCUUUAUCUACAAUUAACACUCUCAAUGCUUGAUAAUUAAUACAUCGUACAACGACAGGAGAUGCGUGGACCUUCGGCUUUUUGCUUGCUCGUCUUCUUCUUCUUCUUCUCGGGGCAUGUUUCCGACGUCCAUAGUACCAAACAUGUAUGUAAGACUAGAGAUGACGACAGCUAAAGGCUGAAUAUAGGUAUAUCGACGCCAGGCUCGGCCGCCGACGCCGUGUAAGCCUGCCAUUGGUUGGAUGGUGUAUUCCAAGAGAGGCGCAGCCUAGGACGCGUAACCUUGAUAUCUUGACACUGCACUACUAUGUGCCAUGAGUGAAGUAUGCAAGCAGGGCUUGGCCUGUAUAUUCCGGUGGUAGGUAGUAAGCUCAUCUCUCCCUAGGGCACCGAUUCCAAUGCCGAGACAUGGUGUACACCACUAACUCCUGACACCGCAAACUAAAUUACAUAGGUCCAUACUUAGUAUGGCAGUUGGAUCUGCGUGGGGAGUUCCGUUGCUAACGUGCCGGAGAAGGUCUGCACGGCAUCUACUAUCUAGCGUCAAGAUAUUGAGAUGCGUACACUCUACUGCUACCCAUAUGAAAUAGCUAAGUAACCAGACAGCAAAAGAAGGUAUUCAAGGCGAAGCAACGUAUUGUGGCGCUAGAUUUCGCACUAACGUUAAAAAUCGGCCGAUGAUAUAUUGGCCAAGUGAAGAAUUCGUCGCCGUGGGAUGAAACAGGUUGUCUGCCUGUGUGGUUGCGUGCAGAAAUGAUGCACUUGCAACACAUAGCCCACUAUGAUCCUGGAAACGGCAUUAGCAGAUCUGCCAAAUGGGACUCGGAAAUCUAUCCAAUGGGUUUUCGGGCUUCAUUCACAUCGGGGGUAACUCAAUCCCGUGAGUAUCCCCGAGCCGACGGAUUGUGCAACGCUUCAUCGGGUUAAGAGCUCAACAUCAAACACGACACAAACUCUCAUGUGAAUUGAGAAGAGAAUGCAAAAUGGUAUCUAGUAGGUGUUGGCAUCCAUGGCGCCGGCGAUCUACUGUCGACGUGUAUUUCGCCUUUCUUUUCUUACUAUGCAAGGGAUUUCCCAGAGAAGAGGUGACGUCUAGAUUCAUCUCAUUUGCCGUAUCGGGUCAAGAAAGACUUGGCUCUGGUAGUGCGCACGAUUGGUGCGCUGCACUAGGUGCACCAUGUAGAAAAUUUAAUAUCAACCGAAUCAAAGGUGUUUAGCUGUGCCAUGAUAUGCUAUCGGAGUUUACCGUGGCAACUAUCUAUUUGAAAACUGGCUGUACACAUAUCUACCUACCUAGUUAAAUCGUCUGACGACUCAGAUAUCUCACCGAGAGUCGUUCGCCGACGGAUCUACGCUGUGCCGAACAUAGCCUACAUAUGUGACUAACCAACUGCAUCAGUUGGUUGACUGGCAUAUGCCUCGCCAGGCCACCACAAAAUAAGGAUAUCGAAAGGAAAAAUAGAGAGAAUAAUUUCAACCAGC
This is a messenger RNA of Xylaria bambusicola, 1606 nucleotides long. RefSeq lists its product as uncharacterized. The record is from RefSeq and is a predicted model, not a curated record. NCBI's taxonomy places the organism in Eukaryota, Fungi, Ascomycota, Sordariomycetes, Xylariales, Xylariaceae. The transcript has a single exon. Bases 1108 to 1341 code for a protein of 77 amino acids.